Tuber melanosporum (Perigord truffle) is the source of this 1965-nucleotide messenger RNA. RefSeq lists its product as uncharacterized. Gene Ontology annotation, biological process: proteolysis. Bases 1 to 1965 code for a protein of 654 amino acids. Lineage: Eukaryota; Fungi; Ascomycota; Pezizomycetes; Pezizales; Tuberaceae. The record is from RefSeq and is a predicted model, not a curated record. Gene Ontology annotation, molecular function: serine-type endopeptidase activity. The transcript has 6 exons.
AUGAACAUCCUAUACCUUACCUCGGGGGCCGGGGCUACUGGAAAUGAACUCUGGAUAGUGGAUAUUGGGGAGCCGGAAUCGAAAUAUAAGGUUCUUACUUUUAAGGGGAAAGUGAAGGAGCUGAAAGUGGGCAUGAAUACAGGAGGCCGCAUUAGGUUCGCCGUGACUGGCACUGCAAAUGUCAAUACCGGCGCUAUGGUAAGCGUGAAAAAGAGAAAAUUCUGGCAUUCGGGUCGGACAUAUAAUUCACUAUUUGUUCGACAUUGGGACAGGUAUAUGAGUGAGGAUGAGAACAACGCUAUAUUUGUUGGAACACUUGAGAAGAGGAACAAAGGAGGUAGAUACCGGUAUAUCAAAGCAAGCCUUCGUAGUAUUUCGGCUGCUUAUCACGGCCUCCAAGGUCUGGUGCCUCUGGGCCUUGAAUCGCCCGUUGGUCCGCAAGGAGGUGCUAGUGAUUUCGAAAUAUCUGAUGAUGGGAAAUGGGCUGUGUUUGUGGCCAAAGACCCUACUAUCAAUCAGGCGAUGUGGACUACUACCUACGUAUACUUGGUCGGGCUCGACGAUCCUAAUAGGCCGCCAUAUCCCAUCAAUGCUCCAGCGGAGGGAUCCUGUCGUCUUGGGGCAUCAUCUUCACCAGUAUUUCUGAAUGGGGGGGAAGAUGGAUCAAACCCUACUAUAUAUUACUUGCAACAGUUCGAGAAUGGAUACGAGGCGGACAGAUGGAGGAUUAUGAAAUAUGCCGUGCCAGCAACUGUAGAAGUCAAUGAGACCAAGCCGGUCGCUAUACAAGAGGACUGGGAGUUUUCUCCAGAUGCUCUUGUUGUGGGUGGCUCACAAGUUAUGGCUCUCACAGAAGUACACGGACGCACUAGGCUCUGGCAAAUUGAGGAGGUAGAGGAGCCGAUUCCUUGGACUGGACGUGAACAUGGCUCAAUCUCGGCCGUACACACAUUACCUGAUCAGAGGCUACUAUUGACUUCUUCCAGCAUGGCCCACCCGCCGUUUUACACCAUUCUAGACCUGAUAAAGAAUGAGACGAAGCUCAUCCUUGGUCCUGAGUCAAUACCGAAGCCAAUAGGGGAGCUCGAGCAUGACAAUGUAGAAGAGUUUUGGUUUGAAGGGGAUAAUAACAAACAGGUGCAUAGUUUGUUGGUUAAACCGAGUCACUUAAAGCCCCAAGAGAAAUACCCUCUUGCACUUAUCAUUCAUGGAGGCCCGCAAAGUUCCUGGAAGGAUUACUGGAAUAUCAAAUUGAAUCCCAAGAUUUUCGCUGAACACGGAUAUGUGGUUGUUGCGAUUAAUCCCACCGGAAGCGUUGGGUAUGGCCAAGAUUUUACAGAUGCAAUCAAGAACAACUGGGGUGGAUCUCCUUACAUCGACCUUAUGAAAGGCUAUGACUACGCUAUAAAAAAUUUCCUCUUUAUAGGUGGGUAUAUGACAAACUGGAUCCAAGGUCACGAUUUUGGUCGGAAAUUCAAAGCUUUGAUCUGUCAUGACGGAAUUUUUUCAACUCCUGGAAUGUACGGUUCCGAAGAGCUGUGGUUCACCCACCAUGAGUUCAACGGAACCUUGUGGGAAGCGAAAGGGAGCUUCGAUAAGUAUAAUCCGGCACGCUUUGCGGAUAAAUUGGCGACACCGCAAUUGAUUAUUCACAAUGAUCUCGACUAUCGUAUUCCUGUGUCUGAAGGUCUUGCUGCUUUCAACGUUCUCCAAGUUAAGGGAAUACCUAGUAGAUUUGUAACGUUCUUGGACGAGGGACAUGUUGUCCAAAAGAGUGAGAACAACUACAAGUGGUUGAAUGAAAUCGUCGACUGGAUGAAUACCUGGACAGAUGCCAAAAACCCAGCAGUCCCUAUCCGGACGGAUACCUCUGCAGACCCCAAAGGUGUAAGCCCGACAACGGGUAGCCAUACGCCACAAAACGGCAAAGUCCGGCUGGCUGUUGGGAAUGACGAUACAUGGUGA